This is a messenger RNA of Lycium ferocissimum, 1917 nucleotides long. Its product is annotated as CRM-domain containing factor CFM3, chloroplastic/mitochondrial-like. Gene Ontology annotation, molecular function: mRNA binding. The coding region runs from base 1154 to 1705 and encodes 183 amino acids. Lineage: Eukaryota; Viridiplantae; Streptophyta; Magnoliopsida; Solanales; Solanaceae. The record is from RefSeq and is a predicted model, not a curated record. Gene Ontology annotation, biological process: RNA splicing, via transesterification reactions. The transcript is spliced from 5 exons.
CUAGUGUUUUUACAUUGUCCACGCUCCAGAUGUCCAGUCUUGGGCGUGCAGGGGUUGUUGAUUCUCCCACAUCGGUUGUGGGAUGGGUGUUUGGAUUCCUUAUAUGGACUUGGGCAAUCCUCCCCUCAUGAACUAGCUUUUGGGGUUGAGUUAGGCCCAAGAUCCAUUUUUUUAUAAGUACAAUACUAUACAAUACCAAGCGCGUCUAACUGGAGGAUUUGUUAUAUGGAGGUCUGGGAGCGCUAUGGUGGUGUAUCGAGGAAGUAGCCAUGAGGGGUUUUCUUCAAGAUCUCAACCAGUAAAUGAGGAAGGGAGAAAUAGGAAUCAUCAAGGGCUAGCUGCUGCUAUAAUCAAGCUUUGGGAGAAGAGCUUAGUUGUGAAAAUGCAGUCAAACGUGGUAUUCAGAACACAAACAACAAGCUCAUGGCUGAUGAGUUAAAGGUUUGUUAGAAUGUUUGAUAUGAUUAUAUCCCUUCUGUUUAUGACAUACCUUCUUCGAGUCUUUGUGCAAUGCCAUUUGAAUUGGGAGUACUGGGUAGUGGGUACUAUUUAUCUUCCUUGCAGAGAAUUGCAGUUUCAUCUUUAAUUUGAGGAUGUUAAGGUUGUUAGUCAUAUCACAAGUUUCUUGUCUAAAACUAAAUAAUGUUAAGGAGUCCUUGAUAGCUCAACUUGUCAUAGCUCAUUAUUCCACCUUUGAGAUGGAAAUAUUGGCUCCUGUGGUCUCUUCUUCUCUCCUUCUGCAGGUGCUGUUUUAGUUCUAAAAAGAAGUAAAAGUUAAUUCUGCUUAUAAGUAAAAGUUAAUUCUGCUUAUAUGAAUUCGAAGACAAGAAAAUCAGAGAAUAUCUUAAAAUUUGAGAGACAUCUUUGGUUUUUCAUUCUGCCACUUCUAAAAUGCUUUAUUUAACCCAUUAAGUUGACUGCUCAAAAGAAAAAUCGCCUGAAAUAUUCAUGUUAUGCAUCAUAUGUGAUCUUGGGACUCAUUGUAAGCUUUUUACGCUAAUAAGUUUCAGUUAUCACCAUUAUUAAACUGUUUGAUGGUGCAUUAGGAUCCUUCCCAUUCCCGGGGGGGUUAUAACAUCACUGAGUGGCACCUAUUAAUUGCAUGCCCUUGAAUUGGAGAUAUGUCGAGUUUUAUUGCUAACAUGUGAGCUGCAUGACAGAUAUUAACUGGAGAGUUCUCCUUCUAAGAAACAAAUAUUACAUAAUCAUUCAUAGAGGAAAGGAUUUCCUCCCGCCUAGUGUUGCAGCUGCUUUAGCAGAAAGGCUAGAAAUAACAAAACAGAAGCAAGAUGAUGAAGAGAAAAAGCUUACUGGGCUUGCUGAAGUAGCCACAGCAGCACCGUUGGCUAUAGAAGGCCAUGCUGUUGCCGGUACUUUAGCAGAAUUUUAUGAGGCUCAAGCUCGGUGGGGGAGAGAAGUAGCUGCCGAAGAACAUGAAAGGAUGUUAAAUGAAGCGGCUAGAGCUAAGACGGCCCGAGUAGUUAAGCGGCUUGAACACCAACUUGGGAUUGGUGAUUUUGGUAAUGCGGACAUAAAUACUAGCAAUUUGGAGGAGCUCGGUCAGUUCAAUCGUGUCUCAGGAUUUUCACAAAGUGAAGAUGAAACUUCAUAUCUGGAGUCUGAUGAUGACGAGGACGAAGAUUCGGAAUGGGCAAAUGACGAAGAUUCGGAAUACUCCAGUGAUGAGGAUGAUGAAACAGGAUAACAACAUUUCAUGGCUAAUUGUUUAUGAGGAGCUGCAUUAUAUCAAAGGCUAGUCUAUUGAGGUGUUAAACCUACUCUAAAGACACGCUCAAAUUCUUUGAGCAUUUGCUGGCAAUAAGGGGUGUUCAUGGGUCGGUUUUGGGUUAAAACAAAAAUCAAACCAAUAUAGUCCGUUUUUAGAAUUAUUAAAAUCAAACCAAACCAAAUAUAAUA